AUGGCUGCUCCUUUCAUCUUGAUUGUUUUCUGUCUGAUUACAUCCCCUCCGUCUGCAUCUUCAUCAUCAUCAACUCAUCAUAAUGAUUAUAUCACUUUAAAUGAAGGAUCAUCUCUCUCCGUAGAGAGGCCAGAUCAUGUUUUGAUUUCACCUAAUGCCAUUUUCACAGCUGGUUUUUACCCAGUUGGGGAAAAUGCUUAUUCCUUUGCUAUAUGGUUCACUGAACCCUCUUGUUCUAACUGUCGCACGGUAGUCUGGAUGGCUAACCGAGAUGCACCCAUUAAUGGUAGAAACUCAAAGCUAUCUCUGCUUAAAACUGGAAAUCUCAUAUUGACUGAUGCUGGUAAAUCAGUUGUUUGGGCCUCCAACACUUUCUCACUCUCUUCAUCUUCAUUGCAGCUUUAUGAUACUGGCAAUCUCGUUCUAAUCACUACUACAAACCGCGUCAUUCUAUGGCAAAGCUUUGAUGCACCUACAGAUACCCUUCUUCCUCUGCAGCCACUCAACAGAGACUCACUUCUUGUUUCUUCAAGAAGCUUGACAAACUUUUCUUCUGGUUUCUACAAGCUAGCUUUCGAUGACGAUAAUGUUCUUCGUCUUGUUUAUGAUGGUCCUGAAGUUUCAAGUGCUUUCUGGCCAGCCCAUUGGCUUCUGAGCCGGGAAGCUGGGAGAUCAUCGUACAACAGCAGCAGAAUCGCUUUACUUGACGCAUUUGGCAAUUUUACUUCAUCAGAUAAUUUCACUUUCUUCUCUGCGGAUUAUGGAGUUCAACUUCAGCGAAGAUUGACCCUUGAUUUUGAUGGUAAUCUUCGACUGUACAGCAGAGAGAAUGAGAACGGAAGCUGGGUAAUUUCAUGGCAAGCCUUUGCUCAACCAUGCAAGAUUCAUGCAGCUUGCGGACCUAAUAGUGUUUGUAAAUAUGUUCCUAGCUUUGGUAGGAAAUGUUCUUGCCUCCCAGGAUAUAAAAUUAAAAAUCCUGCUGAUUGGUCUUUAGGAUGCGAACCAGAAAUUUUGGUUUCUAGUGUUGAAACCGAGGUUAUAUUCAUUCGAUUACCUCACGUUGAAAUGUAUGGUUAUGAUUUUGGUUACUUUGAGAAUUAUACUCUGGAGAUGUGCAAGGAAGUAUGCCUACGAAGAUAUGAUUGCAAAGGUUUCGCAUUAAAAUACGUCUUCCAGAACCACCCCGACAACGUUCCUUAUUGUUUCCCAAAGUUACAAUUGCUAAAUGGAUAUACUACGCCAAAUUUCAGAGGAGAUUUUUACUUGAAAGUGCCAAAAACAAGUCCUUACAAAGACUGGUCAGCUAAAGAACUCACUCUAGAUUGUCCUGCUGAAGCUACUAAGCAGCUUGAGAGAAGGUAUGUUAAAACUGAUGGAAACAGGUCAGAAAAAUUCUUGCUUGGUUUUGUUACUGCAGUUGGGAUAGUUGAGAUUCUUGCCAUGGUUUUGGUGUGGCUGUACUUCAUUGGAAGCCGGCAAAAGAUAGAUGCAACUUCUGAAGACUACUUUCUUGUUGCUACUGGUUUCAGAAGAUUUACCUACUCAGAGCUUAAGGAAGCAACAAGAAAUUUCAGUGAAGAAAUUGGCAGAGGAGCUACCGGAAUUGUCUAUAAAGGGAUAUUAGAUGAUCAGCGAGUUGCAGCAAUCAAACGACUACACGAUGCUAGCGAAGGAAAAGCUGAAUUUCUAGCAGAAGUAAGCACUGUUGGGAAGCUUAAUCACAUGAACUUGAUAGAGAUGUGGGGAUACUGUGCAGACGAAAAGCAUAGGCUUUUGGUCUACGAGAAUAUGGAGAAGGGAUCCUUAGCUAAAAACCUCUCUUCCAUGGAACUUGAUUGGAAAAAGAGGUUUAAAAUUGCAUUGGGCACUGCUAAAGGCCUAGCUUAUUUGCAUGAAGAAUGCUUGGAAUGGGUUCUACAUUGUGAUGUAAAGCCACAGAAUAUACUUUUGGAUGCUAACUAUGAGCCUAAGCUAUCAGAUUUUGGUCUAUCUAGGCUACUAAGCAGAGGUCAUGAGCUUCACAAAUCAAGCUUCUCAAUGAUAAGAGGAACAAGAGGUUACAUGGCUCCAGAGUGGAUAUUUAAUCUGCCCAUCACUUCCAAAGUGGACGUCUACAGCUAUGGGGUGGUGGUGUUAGAGAUGGUGACCGGAAGGAGCCCGUCGAUGGCUGAUAAUGGGGGAGAGGUGGAGCACAAGAGGUUGGUCGAAUGGGUGAAAGAGAAGAAACAUGGAGCUUCUGCAAAGAGUAGUUACUGGGUUGAAGAGAUCACAAAUCCUGCCAUUGGAACGGACUAUGAUAGGAAGAAAUUGGAAGGUCUAAUUGGAGUGGCAUUGAAGUGCGUGGCGGAAAGCAAAGACGCUAGACCCACCAUGAACCAAGUAGUUGAGAUGCUUCUAGAGAUUGAAAAUCAUCAUUAGGCAAACUGAGAAUUUUCUUCUACAUUGUAUCUACUUUGAAUUCAAGAUAUAUGAUAGAAAUUGAUAUUCAAAAUCGGUAAUAUCGGCGAGACAUUGAUCCAUAAGUAUGUUUUUCCCUAGCUAAUCAACUAAUAUUAUACAUAUAUGUAUGUAUA
This is a messenger RNA of Hevea brasiliensis (rubber tree), 2573 nucleotides long. RefSeq names its product putative receptor protein kinase ZmPK1. Gene Ontology annotation, biological process: recognition of pollen; protein phosphorylation. Gene Ontology annotation, molecular function: ATP binding; protein serine/threonine kinase activity. The record is from RefSeq and is a predicted model, not a curated record. Lineage: Eukaryota; Viridiplantae; Streptophyta; Magnoliopsida; Malpighiales; Euphorbiaceae. The coding region runs from base 1 to 2418 and encodes 805 amino acids. The transcript has a single exon.